AUGUCGAUCGUUUGCAUACUAUUAUUUUUUGCUGUGACGGUACAUGCGUAUUACUGUCCUGGUUUCCUUGACAACGCGGGAGUAUGGCGGAGUGGUUUCUUUUGUCCUCUAGAGUACAACUCUCCCAAUUAUAUGUAUUGUUGCGGACAAACAUAUACUCGGUACUGCUGUGAUUACGAUGACCAUCAACGUGAACAAGAUACAAGCAAUAAAGCGACACAGGGGAUCUAUGGCAACGGUCUGACGGGGAACAAUAUCGCUGAUAACAUAACUUCCACGCACAUGUUUAAUGGCUUCCAUGGUUCUACAGAGGAAGAAGAAGGGGUUGUUGACGUUGGAGUUAUAAUUGGUAUAAUAUGUGGUGUUUUUGGAUUCAUCGUUGUCAUUACUAUUACAAUUGCGGGUGUCCUUAUCUACACCGGGAUCUGCUGUUCUUCAUCCUCGUCCGACACGUCUGCAAUUAUCCAACAUGAAGCCUCACCAGCAUCUGGUUGUACGGCCAACAUCACGAUGGAACAGCUACAAGGAUCUCCUUACCGACAACUGCAUGUGUCAACUUUAAGUUCACCAAUGUGUGAACAGCAACAAGAGAAACAUAUAUCCCCGUCGCCACAGCAACAACAACAUCAGCAACAUACGUCACCGAUUCCACCAACUGCGCCAUUGCCGUCACCACCGCCAUUGCAACAACAACAACAACAACAACAUGAAAGGCAACAGCAAGAAGAACAACUACAAACCGACUUUUUCCAUGCGCAAUUACCUCCGCCAUAUACAACCAGACCAAUGCGUAUUGUUUAG
This is a messenger RNA of Saccoglossus kowalevskii, 801 nucleotides long. RefSeq lists its product as uncharacterized. NCBI's taxonomy places the organism in Eukaryota, Metazoa, Hemichordata, Enteropneusta, Harrimaniidae. The record is from RefSeq and is a predicted model, not a curated record.